This is a messenger RNA of Terrapene triunguis (Three-toed box turtle), 993 nucleotides long. RefSeq names its product TNF receptor superfamily member 13B (gene TNFRSF13B). Gene Ontology annotation, cellular component: plasma membrane. NCBI's taxonomy places the organism in Eukaryota, Metazoa, Chordata, Testudines, Emydidae. The record is from RefSeq and is a predicted model, not a curated record. Bases 1 to 993 code for a protein of 330 amino acids. The transcript has 6 exons.
AUGGAAGAACAGCAGAUAUUUGAUGACGACGGGCAAGAACACGACGACGGGCAAGAUGACUCAGCAAACUACCCAAAGCCAAAACGCCAGGACAUCAUCAAGCUGCUGGAACUCGGACCCUUCUGCACGACCGUGACGUCCAGAGGCAUCGCCGGGAGCCCCCCGAUGAAUGAAUCCCUGACUGGCCAUCGGGUGAAAUUUGUCUGUAUAUUGGGAGCGGUGAGCAGAAGAGAUUUGCUUGACAGGCUUUUGAUGUGCCCAAGGUGGAAGGCCAUGACCAAUUGCACAGAGCAGCAGUACUGGGACAACCUCCUGUGCCAAUGCAUCUCCUGCAGAGUUGCAUGUAAUCGGCCCAGUGUGGAGAGAUGCACUACCUUCUGCGUGUCAAUGGAAUGCAGCAAGCGACCCGGCUACUACUACGACGAGCUCUUGAGAAGAUGCAUCAACUGCUCGGGCAUCUGUGGGCAGCACCCAAGCCAGUGUCUCCAGUUCUGUGAGAAUAAACUGGUAACUACCUCAUCCAGAAUGGCUGCUCUGGAGCAGAAGCUAGGCAGUGAUCAGGACCAAUGGCUGGUUGUCUACCUGCUGCUGGCGCUCUGCCUUUGCACCGUGAUCUGCUCUUUGCUGGUGGGCUGGACCCACUUCAAAAGGAGGGGAGCGGAGGUCUCCUGCCAGCCCACCCCUGGGACCUGCCACAAGAGGGAGGACUCCUCAAAAGAUCACUUAGUGGAAGCGGGGAGCGUUGGAGGCGGCUCCAUUGGGAGCAGACUACCAGAGCCUGUGGAAACCUGUGGCUUCUGCUUCCCUGAACAAGGGCCUGCCAUGCAGGAGACUAAAGCAUGUCACAGCUCCGUCUAUCGUCCUGGAACAAGGGCUACUGCCUCGCAGGCUGGGAUAUCCAGCACAGGAAGUGCUGGGGCUAUCCCCACCCCUGAGGAUGGCCAUUUCAAAAUCAUCUGCUCCCCAUCACAAGAGAAGACACCGAUGACAUGA